AUGGAGAGUGAGGGAAAAUUUGUGUUUACAGAAGAACAAGAAGCUCUUGUGGUGAAGUCAUGGAGUGUCAUGAAGAAAAAUUCUGCUGAGUUGGGUCUUAAACUUUUUCUAAAGAUCUUUGAGAUUGCACCAACAGCGAAAAAGAUGUUCUCUUUUCUGAGAGACUCACCAAUUCCUGCUGAGCAAAACCCAAAGCUCAAGCCUCAUGCCAUGUCUGUCUUUGUCAUGUGUUGUGAAUCAGCAGCACAACUGAGAAAAACAGGAAAGGUUACAGUCAAAGAGACAACGUUGAAGAGACUUGGAGCCAAUCAUUCUAAGUAUGGCGUCGUUGAUGAACACUUUGAUGUGACCAAGUAUGCACUGUUGGAGACGAUAAAGGAGGCGGUGCCGGAGAUGUGGUCACCGGAGAUGAAGUCGGCUUGGGGUCAAGCUUAUGAUCACCUUGUUGCCGCCAUUAAAGCUGAAAUGAAUCCAUCCGCUUAA
Molecule: messenger RNA, 483 nt
Organism: Microthlaspi erraticum
Lineage: Eukaryota; Viridiplantae; Streptophyta; Magnoliopsida; Brassicales; Brassicaceae
Source: the annotation of a GenBank genome assembly